AUGCAGGAGGGGUAUUAUGAGAUCGACCAGAUACAGGCGAUCCCCCACUAUGCAGGUGUCGCUGCAGAACAACGGGGUCUUAAGCGUGAUCUCCGUCUCCGACACAUGGUCAUGAUCGCCAUCUCGGGUACAAUUGGCACAGGUCUUUUCUUGACCUCUGGCUCGACUAUCGCUACAGCAGGACCUGGAGGCGCCUUACUUGCAUACACUAUCAUUGGUCUUUGGGUUGUCUUUGUUUGCCAAGCUAUUGGUGAGAUCGCCACAUUGCUCCCUCUUCCUGGUGCUUUCAAUGCAUGGGGUGGGCGUGUGUUUGACGAAGCCCUGUCUUUCCAGAUGACAUGGAUGUACUUCAUCAACUGGGCAUUGACAAUCUCAGCAGAGCUGUCCGCCUCUGCUGUCAUUAUUGAAUACUGGUUGCCAGCAGGAUCCAACUUUCCAGUCUGGAUUGUUCCACUCAGCAUCAUUGUGCUCAUGGUCAUCAUUAAUAUGGCUGGUGUUAGAGCAUAUGGAGAGCUCGAGUAUUGGUUUUCGAUCCUCAAGAUCAUCACUAUUGUAAUGUUUGUUGUGUGCGGUAUCCUUGUCGAUGCCGGCGUCCUUGGAGGAGUCAAGUACGGUAUGAAGGCAUGGCAUGUUGUUGGUGCUCCCUUCAAGGGUGGUAUCAUUGGAUUUUUGAGAACGUUAGUUGCUGUCGGCUAUUCAUAUGGUGGCACUGAAAUGAUUGGUGUCACCGCUGCCGAAUCUCGUAAUCCUCAUAAGCAUGUUCCAAAGGCCGUCAACACUGUCUUUUUGCGCAUUGCGAUAUUUUACAUCCUCUCCAUCUUUCUUCUGGGUUCGAUUGUAAUGAACGAUGAUCCAGCGUUGAUGAACGCAGAUUCAUCGGCUGCCAAGGCCCCUUUUACAUUGGUCUUUGCUAAGGCUGGUGUCAGUGCUGCUGCAAACUACAUCAACGCUGUCAUCUUCACCUCGGUUUUCUCAGCCAUCAAUUCUGACUAUUACAUUGCUACGCGCACACUCUUGUCAUUGGCUCGAAAUGGUUGGGCACACAAGUCCAUCGGCUACACGAACGCACGCGGUGUUCCCUUGGUAGCUGUUGGUAUUGUUACCAUCUCUUCUUGCUUGUCCCUUAUCACAAUCUUUGUUGGUUCGGGCGUUGUUUUCAAGUGGUUCGUCUCUAUCAUCGGAUCCCUCCUUUUCCAAUCGUGGAUGCUUAUCCUCUUACUCCACUUCCGUUUCCGUUACUGCUGGAAGAAACAGGACCAUCAAGUAGUCGACCUACCUUAUGUAUCUUGGGGCUAUCCUUAUGGCAACAUUCUGGCCGCUGUCAUUGGUGGAUGCUGUAUUGUUGCCACCUGGUACCUGUCGAUCAUCAACCCACCUCGAAACCCAGGGUCUGGCGCGACGCCAGAAGAAAUGUCGGCUUACUAUACGGCCCGCGAUACAUAUAUACAAGGUUUAUUAGGUGCUUGGUUCCCAUGGGUGAUCUCUGCGAUCCUGUUCUUCUCAUUCAAGUUCAUCCGUGGUACUAAGCUAAUCAAGGCUGAGAACGCAGAUCUAGAUACCGGCCGGUUCAUCCCUUCAGAAUCAGACAAGGAGGAUAUGCGGGCCAAUCGAUCCACAUGGAAGAGGAUUUUACAAUUCGUCGUCUAG
Lobosporangium transversale is the source of this 1647-nucleotide messenger RNA. Its product is annotated as lysine-specific permease. The transcript has 2 exons. Gene Ontology annotation, molecular function: amino acid transmembrane transporter activity. The record is from RefSeq and is a predicted model, not a curated record. Lineage: Eukaryota; Fungi; Mortierellomycota; Mortierellomycetes; Mortierellales; Mortierellaceae. Gene Ontology annotation, cellular component: membrane. Gene Ontology annotation, biological process: amino acid transmembrane transport. The coding region runs from base 1 to 1647 and encodes 548 amino acids.